AUGAAUACAUUAUGUCAUAUUCUAUUUUAUAUAGUUUUAUAUCAAAUUUUAUGUAUUACAUGGAUUGGAAAAGUUGAUUCAGGUCAUUCAGAGAAACGUUUAUUAAAAUAUUUAUUUGAUCAAAAACGAUGGGAUGCCCACAAUCCAAUGGAACGUCCAGUUUCAGUAGAUGGUAAACCUGUACAAGUUUUUCUUAAAUGUUUCCUUAAUCAAAUCAUGGAUGUAGAUGAAAAAAAUCAAGUUCUAUCUACAAUCAUUUGGCUUGAUUUAAAAUGGUCAGAUUAUCAUUUUCAUUGGAAUGCAAGUGACUAUGAAAAUAUUCGACAGAUAAAUUUACCACCAGAGAGAAUAUGGAAACCAGAUAUUCUAUUAUAUAAUAGUGCUAGUGAAAAAUUUGAUCAAAUUUUUCCAACGAAAGUGAUUGUUAGAAAUACUGGAAAUAUUCAAUGGGUACCACCAGGUUUAUUACAUUCUAUUUGUGAUAUUGAAGUGAAUUGGUUCCCAUUUGAUUCACAGAAUUGUAUCAUGAAACUUGGAACAUGGACUUAUCAAGGAAAUACAGUAGAUUUAAAAUUACAAUGUGAUAAUGAAACUGAAGAUGUAGAUCAACCAUGUCAUUAUAUGAAUGAUGUUGAUUUAUCGACUUAUUUAGCUCAUAGUGAAUGGGCUUUAGAAAGUGCUUCCAUUAAACGUAAUAUACAAACUUAUGGUGGUGAAGAUCAAACAUACAUUGAUGUUACCAUUUAUGUUUAUAUGCAACGUCGUGCAUUGUAUUACAUGUUCAAUAUUAUCAUACCAUGUAUGAUAAUGUCAAUGAUGGCAUUACUUGUAUUCACUUUACCACCUGAAGCCAAUGAGAAAAUUGUAUUAGGUGUUACCACUUUACUUUCAUUGACAAUGUUAUUACAGUUGGUAGCUGAUAAACUGCCACAAACAUCAUCAGGAAAUCCUGUACUUGUUUUAUAUUUCACAUGCACAAUGAUCCUUUGUUCACUUUCAUUGGUAUGCGCUGUGGUUUUGCUUAAUUGUCAUCAUCAUACAGGAGGUAUUGUUUAUGUACCAUGGUGGAUUGAAACAUUAAUUAAUGUAUGGUUAGCAAGUAUUUUAAGGAUUGAUCAUGAUCUAUCUGAUCCUAACAAUAAUGAUAAUAAUAAUCACCAUGGUGAUAAUGAUAAUAAUAAAACGGAACAAAAUUUGAAAAAUUCUAAAGAAAAAUUAAUCCCUAGUGAAAAUUCUUUUCAAUUAGAUCAAUAUGAUUAUGAUAAAAUCAAUCAUCAUUUACACUUUAAUCAUUCAUAUAAUAAUAAUAAUAAUGGUAAUAGUAAUGGUAAUGGUAAUAAUAAUGUAAAAAAUGCUACCGUUUGGUCCAAUAUCAUUGAUAUGAAUUCAGAAUUUCGUCCAACAAUUGUCAUUCAUAAACCAUUCAAACAUGAUAAUAAUCAUAAUCAUAAUAGUAAUAUAAAAAAAUCUUUAUUCAUGAAUCAAAUCAAAUUGAAAUCUGAAUUACAAAGUAGAAUUCAACAAAAUUAUUUCAUUGAUUUGGAUCCGGAUUAUGAUCGUGAUCGUUGUGAUCAACAUCGAUUAUCAACAGAUGUAUUAGGUAAACCAUUGAAUAAUACGCCUUAUCAUACCACUACUAAUACUAAUACUAUUACUCCUACUACUACAAUACCAGAGGAUAGAGGGAAUAGUCGAACAAAUGCAACUAGUCGGUUACAAUAUACAUGCAAACGAAAUUUAACUGAAAAGUCAAAAUAUUUCAAUAAAACAAUCCCAAGAUUUCAUUUAUCAUCAUCAUCUAAUGAAUCUCCACAAGAUUCAUCAUUCUCUUCAUCACCAACACCACUACCACCAGCGUCGUCGUCGUCGUCGGCGUCGUCAUCAUCAUCAUCAUCAUCAACAAAUAAAGAUACAGUAUUUUCAUCUCCAAAUAAAAUUACUGAUCCAAGUAGUUCUAGUCCAUUCAAACAGAAUAAUAAUAAUAAUAAUGAUUCUAUGAAUUUUGAUAUAAUUCUAUUAAAAUUAAAACAUAUUUCUAAUGAAUUACGUUUUAUUACAUCUGAUAUGCAUAAUAAAGAUAAAGAAAUAAAAACAUCAAAUCAAUGGCGUUUAGCAUGUCGUGUAUUAGAUCGUUUAUGUUUAUUAAUAUUUACUGCAUUAAAUUUAUUUACUACAUUAGGUAUAUUAACAUCAGCACCAACUGUGAUUAAAGCAUUCACAUCAAGAGGUGCACCAUCACAACCAAUGUAA
This is a messenger RNA of Schistosoma margrebowiei, 2250 nucleotides long. The record is from the annotation of a GenBank genome assembly. NCBI's taxonomy places the organism in Eukaryota, Metazoa, Platyhelminthes, Trematoda, Strigeidida, Schistosomatidae.